GCGCUGCCUUCAUUCACAGGCACACGAUACUCUCUAUCUUUCUUGACCUAGCGACAUGGAGCGAUAGUGAGCUACCCUUACCGAAUAUGGUGAACUCACUGCAUUUCCUCCAUACACUCGUCGCCACGGGCGAAUUACGAUAUCAACGAUGAGCAACAUACCUGAGGCCCCAUUGGUACCGCCAGUGGUAGACGAAGCCGAACUAAUAGGACUGGGCACGUCCGAUCCUCCUAUUAUUGAAGCAGAGCCGUCACAGGUCCUCGAUCCUCCCCUCGAUACCGCCGAACAGCAAGGCCUCCUCUUCGAUAGAAACAUUCCACAAUCCGCUGGGCGAAAUGACCCCGGUAUAUCUGGACCAAACCGGCCAGGGCUGCAGCGAGGGAAUUCAGUGCCCACACCAGCGCCGCUACAUCUACCUCCUCCUGUUCCCCCAGGCUCGUUGGGAGGCAAUCAGACCGCCGAUCCUCUCUCAAUCACCCAGCUGCAAGGCCUUGCAAAAGACUUGACAAAGGUCGAACUUGCGCCGUACGCUUUCACAUACGAUGAUGCUUCUUGCCUGGAGGAAGAGAUUGAGGAAUGGUUUUCGUACAGUGUGGAAGAACAGGCUAUGCUACUCAAGGCCCAGACAGCAUUCACGAAUGAGUGGAACAUGUAUCGCAGGACUGCAGACGGCUUGGGGAAUAAGGACUGGAGCCAAGCGGAGGAGAAUCAGGAAAUUUUCAUGAGGUCCCUUUUGACUUCAAUAAGACAGUCGGAUCCCGUGACGCGGCUCAGGAAGCUCGAGGCAUUGGUGUACAUUCUGCUCGGUUGUUGGCAUGAAAGUGCGGGUCUCGGUCCAGCCUCAAGCGCCGAAUCGACAGAAAAGAGUCCUGAUAGAAGUCCAAAGGCAGUUUACGGAAAAUCGGCGCGUCAAAUUCGAUUGCUAAGAAGUAAUGUCCGUUUGUUGAUCGAAUGUGGCGGGUUGCCGAUUCUUGUUAAGACGAUGAAAUCUGCCUGUCUCAGAGCCUGUGGGGUCGAUGUCGAUCCUACUGCUCCUCGAGAUGGAAAAGAGGCAGAACGCCGGGAAGUUUGGUGCUCGAUGACUGCCAUCUAUGUGGUGCUAGAAGUUGCACGCAUCGAAGAGAAGGAAAACCAGGAUCUUUCCAUCCGAAGUGCGCUUCUAGCAUUAAAUCCCGGCAUCUUCAUCAUACUGGCAGAGAUUGUUGCAAAGAUGCGGUGGGACGAUUCGAUCAAUCUUUCGUUGCCAAAAAUAUGCCUGUUGUUAUGGAAGACCGCCCUCGUCUCAUUUGGCGGUCUGUCCGAAGUAGAAAAAGCUAAGGAAACCUUCAACAAGGAUCUCGAUCUUGAGUCUGAAGACGCUCGAGGACAACCGAUCAUUACCGCAUCGCCAUUGGACUACCACGCGUUUCGCCAGGAAAUAAGCUCAAAAUAUCCGGCAUAUAAUCCUCCGCCUCCCCUGUUUCCACUUGAACCCGAAAACAACUCAAUCCUACCACCACUCAAAAACCACCCCAAUCGAGCUGCCGGAAACCACGUCUUUGGUUCUGGAUUGGGUGAUAUGAAUGGUAACAACACUUCUAUCUUCCAUCAGCCGGUCCAUAUUGCCACUCCUGCGCCAUCUCCCCCUCCGUCUCCAGCUGGACCGGGCGGAAAGGGAGGAAAGAAGCAGAACUACCAGACGAACCAGAUGUUCCCUUUCCUUUACCCACCAUUGGAUGAAUCGAGCAACAAGCUCGGCGGAAAAGGCUCUACCGAUCUUCAAGACUUGCUUGUCGGGCGCAAGUGGGAGGGUGCAGAUAUUCCUACAUCUAUUCUGGAAGCAGCAGAACUAUUUUCUAAGCGAAUGCGAGCCACUCGUGCGAUGAAGCAGCUAUGGGAGGAGCGCGUCCAGUUCAUGAAGUACGAACGUGGUUGGUCUGGCGCUGACGAAGACAUUGAUGUCGAGGCUUUAUCCCUCGAGCCUAAGGCGGAUGAGCAGAAACCGGUCCAUCCAUCAGGAAGCACCGAAGAGAGGCUGGAUCUAGUGGAGGAGUGCUAUCGGGCGGCUCUGCCCCAUCUCCAGUCUUUGGUCAUCGUGCUCAUCAAAGCAAUUCUCACGCACGUAACUACUCUAGUCACGCAAAGCAAUGGACCAAACGGUUUACAAAGUGGAUUCCAUUUCCAAGACCACCAAAAUGGUCCAUCUCAUAUGAACGGAAUCAAUGGGCACGACAACGUCACGACGAAUGAGGAGCUGGAUGCAAUGCGCACCCAGGAAAUCCUCGACAAAGCCGUCUCCGGCAUUCUGAUACUGAUGUUGAAAUGGUUCAAAGUGUCUCAUAUCCUCAAAUUCGAAUACAUUACACAGCUUCUUGUAGAUUCCAGCUAUGUCCCCCUGAUCUUGAAGCUCCUCCAACUCCAAGAGGUCGACAAGGCGGUUGCUUUCAAGUGCGAGCAGGAGGAAUUAAACUUCUUCUACUUCUGCCGCACCCACUCCCGCGCUGGUAUCGAAGAGAACAUACCCUCGCAACAACAGCAACAAUCAUCGCCCGGAGACCCCGACACAACCACACAAGACCACGAACCAGAAGCCGACUCCGACUCAGACGACGCAGCACCACCCCCCAUCCGCACCACACGCCGCAACUCGAACCCGGACCCGCAACAACACCCCUCCCCCGACCAAAUGCCCCUUCCCCCAGGCAUAUACCCCCCCCUCCAACAAGCCCCGGAGGUCGACGAACUCGGCUUCCCAACCACCCAAUUCCCGACCACCCCCAUAACCACCUACUCCUUCCGCGCCUUCUUCACCACGAUAAACUACCUACGCAUCAUGCAAAAAGUCUGCAAAAACAAAGCCCACCGCAACCUGAUGCUGGUAUCCUACAAGUCGUCCCAAUUCCUCCGGAAAUCCCUCAAAGUCCCCGAACCCUCCCUCCGCCUCUACACCCUCAAGCUCUUCAAAAACCAGGUCCCCUACUGCGGCCGCAAGUGGCGCCAGACGAACAUGCGCGUCAUCACCGCCGUCUACCUCACCUGCCGCCCGGAGCUCCGCGACGACUGGCUGGCCGGCAGCGACGUCGACGCCGAGGUCGACGAGAGCGUGCCGCUUGAGCAGGCGCUCCGCGCGCUGACGCACUGGUUUAAUCUGAGGAGGUACCCCGAGGGUAUGGGUGCGCGGAUGGGGGUGCUGGAGGACGAGCAGGAUUUCUUCAGGAGGGAGCUCGAGAAGAUGGAUUGGAGUGAUUUGGAGUUUCUGGAGGCGGCGGCCGCGGCGGAGGCGGCGGAGGCGGGAUCGAGUUCUGGGGGAGGGGGCGUGUGGGAUGCGCAGCAGUUGGAUGGGUGGUCGUAAACGUACAUCUUAGACAUUAGACCUUGCCUUGAUUGAGAG
Messenger RNA from Aaosphaeria arxii CBS 175.79, 3370 nucleotides. RefSeq names its product N1221-domain-containing protein. Lineage: Eukaryota; Fungi; Ascomycota; Dothideomycetes; Pleosporales. Gene Ontology annotation, biological process: cytoskeleton organization. The transcript has 4 exons. The record is from RefSeq and is a predicted model, not a curated record. Gene Ontology annotation, cellular component: cytosol. Bases 149 to 3331 code for a protein of 1060 amino acids.